Messenger RNA from Drosophila grimshawi, 1018 nucleotides. It is a transcript of the gene Fbp2, whose product is annotated as fat body protein 2. Gene Ontology annotation, molecular function: oxidoreductase activity, acting on the CH-OH group of donors, NAD or NADP as acceptor. The coding region runs from base 140 to 973 and encodes 277 amino acids. NCBI's taxonomy places the organism in Eukaryota, Metazoa, Arthropoda, Insecta, Diptera, Drosophilidae. The transcript has 2 exons. Gene Ontology annotation, cellular component: cytoplasm. The record is from RefSeq and is a predicted model, not a curated record.
AUCUAACGAGCAGUCUUAUCUGAAGACACCUUGCAUCGGGUCCGAGUCUAAUCCAGAUGUGUGUUUGUCGUCAAUCAACCAUAUGGCCCCUGACCUAUGACUCCAAUCGGAAUUAUCAGCGAAUGCAACUGUGUGCAACAUGAAUAAAAGACACUGGAUUCUUGUGCAGCCCCAAUCAGUGGCCAAUAAGCAGCACAAAAUGUACGAUUGGACGGGCAAGAAUGUUGUGUUUGCGGGUGGAUUUACCGGAAUUGGAUUCCAAUUGCUGCACCAGCUGAUGCAGCGCCAGAAGGUGAAAAUGAUUGGCAUUAUGCACCGCAUGGAGAAUGUGGAGAUGAUGCAGAAACUGCAAGCGGAAAAUGCCAGCGUUAAACUGGUCUUCAUGCAAGUCAACCUGAUGGACAAGUCCUCCAUUGAGCAGGCCAUGCAGAAGAUGGGCCAACUGAUGGGCAACAUCGAUGUGCUGAUCAACUGUGAGGAUGUGCUACUCGACAAGGAUGUGGAUACAACGAUUGCCAUCAAUUUGACUAGCAUGAUGCACAUGACUAUGAAGGCGAUGGUCUACAUGGACAAAACCCAAAUGGGCCAUGGUGGCUUGGUGGUGAACAUGUCUUCCGUCUAUGGACUGGAGCCGGCGCCAGCUUUUGCUGUCUAUGCGGCAGCCAAGCAUGGCGUCAUCGGCUUCACACGUUCGAUGGCUGACAGGCAUAUCUAUGAGAAGACCGGCGUCAUGUUCAUGGCGAUGUGCCCCGGUCUAACCAACACUGAGAUGAUGAUGAACCUUCGCGACAAUGUCACCUGGGAGCACUCCAUGCACCUGGUCGAGGCCAUUGAGAGCGCCAAGCGUCAGAAGCCCGAGGAGGCGGCCAACCAAAUCAUCAAAGCCAUCGAAAUGAUGAAAAACGGCAGCAUGUGGAUCAUCGAUAUGGGACAACUGAAGGAAGUUAAUCUCCAGAUGCAGUGGCAAAUGUGAAGCCUACUCGAAAGAUAACCAAUAAAUACUCCCAGCUACGAGUCG